CAUUAAUCAUCUAGAGCUAGUAUUGCAGUAUAAAUAUGCAACUCAAUUCUUUUCUGUCAGGCUAUUUUUAAGGAAGCCCGGGCGCCUCCCCAAUGCAUUCUGGUAGCGGCCGCGCUCCUCUGUUGGGAUCCAGCGCUAACGUUAAACAGGUGAGAGCCAACUGUUCUCCAUCAUGUCUGUGAGAGAGUCCUUUAACCCAGAGAGCUACGAGCUUGACAAGAACUUCCGACUCACACGUUUUGCUGAGCUGAAGGGUAGCGGCUGUAAGGUUCCCCAGGAUGUCUUACAGAAGCUUCUGGAAAGUCUACAAGAGAACCACUAUCAGGAGGAUGAACAGUUUCUUGGAGCCGUUAUGCCCCGACUGGGCAUAGGGAUGGACACCUGUGUGAUCCCACUCAGACACGGGGGCCUUUCACUGGUCCAGACCACAGACUACAUCUACCCCAUCGUGGACGACCCCUACAUGAUGGGGCGGUUAGCUUGUGCCAACGCUUUAAGUGACCUGUAUGCCAUGGGCGUGACGGAGUGUGACAACAUGCUCAUGCUCUUAGGAGUGAGUAACAAGAUGUCAGAAAAGGAGCGGGACAAGGUGAUGCCGUUGAUCAUUCAGGGCUUCAAGGACGCGUCAGAAGAAGCGGGCACGUCGGUAACGGGGGGCCAGACGGUGCUCAACCCCUGGGUGGUGAUUGGCGGAGUGGCUACCACAGUCUGCCAGCCCAAUGAGUUCAUCAUGCCUGAUAACGCGGUACCCGGGGACGUGUUGGUGCUGACCAAGCCCCUUGGCACGCAGGUCGGGGUGGCGGUUCACCAGUGGCUUGAUAUCCCAGAGAAGUGGAAUAAGAUCAAGCUGGUUGUAACCCAGGAAGAUGUGGAGCUAGCCUAUCACGAAGCUAUGAUGAACAUGGCUCGACUCAACAGGACAGCGGCCAGCCUGAUGCACACCUUCAACGCCCACGCCGCCACCGACAUCACGGGGUUCGGAAUCCUGGGGCACGCUCAGACGUUGGCGCGGCAACAGCGGAGCGAGGUGUCGUUUGUCAUCCACAACCUGCCGGUCCUCGCCAAGAUGGCCGCCGUGUCCAAGGCCUGCGGCAACAUGUUUGGGCUCAUGCACGGAACUUGCCCGGAAACAUCAGGGGGCCUGCUCAUCUGCCUCCCCCGGGAGCAGGCGGCCCGCUUCUGCGCGGAGAUCAAGUCCCCGAAGUACGGCGAGGGCCACCAGGCCUGGAUCAUCGGCAUCGUGGAGAAGGGGAACCGCACGGCCCGCAUCAUCGACAAGCCGCGGAUCAUCGAGGUGGCGCCGCAGGCCGCCACCCAGAACGUCAACCCCACCCCCGGUGCCACCUCCUAAUCCUUCCCCCCCCCACCCCAACCCCGGAGCAACACGGAACCGAACUCAAGAGCCCCGCUCGACCGUUCUCAAGAGAGACACACACACACACACACACACACACACACACACACACACACACACACACACACACACACACACACACACACACACACACACACACACACACACACACACACACACACACACACACACCACCCCCUCCAGGGGGGUCGGUAUGUGUUGGCCGUACGACCGCUCACCAGGACAGUCGCAAAGGUCCGGCCCUCCCCCCCACUCGGCUCCGCAGACAUGAUCAACAUUUUGUAGCAAAACAAAAACAUACCCAUAUGCCUUUUGUGUGUCAGACGUUUGAAUCAUUACGUCCAGCGGAGGAGCGCGGUCGGCGGGGCGGCGCCUCAUCAGAACCGGGCCGUGCCGGAGGUCGAGGGGCGCGCUGUGGAUUGGCUCCCGGGGAUUUGCCAGGCGUGUCCUGGCUCUUCAGAAGGCGCUCUCCCAUCCAGCAGGGGGCUCAUGUGCCCACAACUUGUUUCCUGCGUCCACUCGAGUUGCGCCGGACUCUCAGCCUAGUUUUAGUCGACGCCGUUACGGAUGCCUUUAACGAGAUGUAGUGUAACCACCGGAAUAGUUGCUAUUUUUACUUUGUCCUUUUUUUUGUAUUGAAUCAUGUGAAACAAAAAGAAGAUUUAAUCGAAUGUGUCCUCCCCCCCAGUAAUGAGUUGCGAAAUCAGCGGAACGAACCAGUUGCCUGUCGACGACUCCCCAGUAAAUGGGCUGGUUUCCAACCCUGAUAAUGGGGAGAUGACGCGUCACGAACCGUCCCCUUCUCAAGAUGCUUGGCCUGGCCGACGGGGGGGACAGCUGACAAAUGCUCAUUUGUUUUUAUAAGUGUUGAGGGACUAGUUAUUCUUCAUACAAGGAUUUUUGUAAAAGGCCUGGAUGGAUUUGGAAAAAAGUCUGUACCCAUCUUUUCAACUAAAAUAAAAAGUAAAACUCUUCGAA
Messenger RNA from Gadus macrocephalus (Pacific cod), 2353 nucleotides. RefSeq names its product selenophosphate synthetase 1 (gene sephs1). The transcript has 10 exons. Gene Ontology annotation, molecular function: ATP binding; selenide, water dikinase activity. The record is from RefSeq and is a predicted model, not a curated record. Bases 173 to 1351 code for a protein of 392 amino acids. Gene Ontology annotation, biological process: L-selenocysteine biosynthetic process. Gene Ontology annotation, cellular component: cytoplasm. Lineage: Eukaryota; Metazoa; Chordata; Actinopteri; Gadiformes; Gadidae.